AUGACCACCAUGGCUGCGUCCCUGAGGCGGAUCCCUUCCGCUGUGCGCCCCGCACGCUUCGCAGCGAAACGAUCAUUCUCCACCUCGCCCGCGAACCAGGCCGUAUGGGGCUUCAUUGGGCUCGGCCGCAUGGGCUAUCCCAUGGCCAGGAACCUGCGGGCGAAAAUUCCUAAGGAAGACUCUCUUGUUGUUCACGACGUCAACACUACAGCGACAUCCAACUUUGCCAAGGAAGUUGGCCCGCAAGGCAUCCACGUAGCUGAAUCGGUGCGCGAAGUUGCUGAGAAGGCGGAAACAAUCAUCACAGCUCUUCCAGAGCCUCACCAUGUGCGUGGUGUAUAUGCAAACAUGCUAAUACCACCGACACUACUGGAGCAAGCUGGAGCUCAGCCACGUCUCUUUAUUGACGUGUCUACCAUUGACCCCCAGUCGUCUCUUGAAGUUUCAAACGCGGUGCACUCAACCGGACAGGGCAAAUAUGUCGAUGCGCCCAUGUCUGGAGGCGUUGUGGGCGCAGAGAAAGGCACACUGACCUUUAUGGUCGGAGCGCCUGACGACAUCAUUGACCGCGUGCGCGAGAUCUUGUCGUUGAUGGGCAAGCGGACGGUGCACUUGGGACCUGCAAGCUCGGGGCUGAAAGGCAAACUUGCUAACAACUAUCUCUUGGCCAUCAACAACAUUGCGACUGCCGAGGCCAUGAACUUGGGAAUCCAGUGGGGCCUCGAGCCCAAGGCGCUUGCGGAUCUUAUCAACACUGCUACGGGCAAGUGCUGGCCUUCUGAGGUCAACAACCCAGUUCCAGGAGUGGUUGAGGGGUCGCCAGCAAGCAGGGGUUAUGAGGGAGGAUUUGGGCUAAGCCUGAUGAACAAAGACCUUAAGCUUGCGUUGAAGGGGGCGGAAGAGUUCAACAUCAAGGUCGAAUUGGGCGAGCCGGCUCGCGCCGUUUACGAUGCAGCAUCGGAGCAGCCUGAGUGCAAGGGCAAGGACUUUUCGGUGGUGUAUAGAUACCUAGGCGGCAAGGAAUAG
Messenger RNA from Lasiodiplodia theobromae, 1026 nucleotides. RefSeq names its product 3-hydroxyisobutyrate dehydrogenase. Gene Ontology annotation, biological process: L-valine catabolic process. The coding region runs from base 1 to 1026 and encodes 341 amino acids. Gene Ontology annotation, cellular component: mitochondrion. Gene Ontology annotation, molecular function: NADP binding; NAD binding; 3-hydroxyisobutyrate dehydrogenase activity. NCBI's taxonomy places the organism in Eukaryota, Fungi, Ascomycota, Dothideomycetes, Botryosphaeriales, Botryosphaeriaceae. The record is from RefSeq and is a predicted model, not a curated record. The transcript has 3 exons.